AUGCCCGACCUUCGUCGCCAAAUCUUCGAGAGCGGCAAGACCGUCUCGCGGAAGGCUGCUUCUCGUGAGGCCUCCCGCACCAAUUCCCGCGCAAGCUCCAAGCAGACCUCCCGCCAGUCCUCACGUAAUGCGAGUCGUCAAGCGUCCGAUGAAGAGGACUCGGGAUUCCUCUCCGAUGAUACUGCUCUGAGCAUCGGCUCUCUCGACGACGAGAAUCCCGAGACUGAAAAUGUCGACUGGCCGCAGGAGCUGGCCGAUCGCAUGGCCGAGAUCCUCGAUCGCAAGCGUAGCAGCGUGCAGGGCCGCGAGGAGGCACUGUCGGCAUUCUGCCGCCUAACCAAGUACCACUAUGCAGAGGAGGAGACUCGCCCGUAUAUCACCGAUCUGCUGAGUGCUUUCGCGAAGAGUAUUCGCAGCGAGUCCAGUACCCGCGAGACGACCCUGGCUCUUCGUGCCAUUGAGCUGCUUGUGAUUACCUCGUGUGACGAUAAGGUCUAUGAGAAUACCGAGUCACUGCUCACCCGCUGCAUCCGUGACUCGACCUCCAAUGCGGUCAAGGCGGCAGCAAUCUAUUGUCUCGGCGCUUGUACGAAUUUCGGCGGUGCGGGCGAGGAAGGGAUCCUCGAGCAGAUGACAUUCCUCCUGGAUAUCAUUGCUUCGGACGGGCAGUCCAUUGAAGCUGCUGAUGACCCCACCAGUGUCACCGCCGCCCUGCAUGUAUGGGGCUUCCUCCUGUCUGAGGUAGACGACUUUGAAAGUGAGAGCGAAGAGGCAGUGCAAAUCUUCAUGGACCAGCUCGACAGUGGCGACUCUGGUGUUCAGAUCGCUGCGGGUGAGAACAUCGCCCUUCUCUACGAGAAGAGCUACACCCCUCAAGAGGAUGACGAUGACGAGGAUAGCGAGGAAGAAGACGAGACCGACGAGCAUGCCAUUAACGAUCUCGCCGGCGGACCCAAGUUAAUCAAACGCUACAACGCAUACCACAAUACCCCCGAGUUGGAGCGUCAGCUCUCCAACCUAGCAACCAUCCACUCAAAGCGCAUCAGCAAGCGCGAGAAGAAGUCCCUGCACGGCAACUUCGCCUCAAUCCUAACCACGGUCGAGAACCCCCGUCGCGGUCCGCGAUACAACAUGGCCAUCGACCAAGACACCAAUCGACACUACGGCAGUACCCUGACAGUCAAGAUCGGCCGCCACGGUAUCAUGAGUAUUGACCGGUGGUGGAAGUGGGUGCGACUGCAGUCGCUGCGAAGGAUCUUGCAGGGUGGUUUCGCCGAGCAUUAUUAUCAGGGCAAUAGGGCUGUUCUGGAUAAUUUGCCGGUGAUGAUGCGUAUGGCUGAGGCUAGCGGGUCUGGUGAUCGUCAGUCGGCGAGGAAGGCGGCAAGGGUGCGCAAUUCGAAGCGUUGGGCUGCGCAUUCUGAUGGAGAUGAGGAGAUGGAGGAGUAG
Molecule: messenger RNA, 1446 nt
Organism: Penicillium subrubescens
Lineage: Eukaryota; Fungi; Ascomycota; Eurotiomycetes; Eurotiales; Aspergillaceae
Product: IFRD domain-containing protein
Exons: 2
Coding region: 1-1446 (481 amino acids)
Source: RefSeq, a predicted model, not a curated record